CGUCAACACGUACAUAUAUAAGCUGAGUCCGCGUUCUCUUAGGAUAGUUUUCGUUAAAUUUUGCGUGGCCUUGUCAACCUCACACUCUCGACGUUUCUUAAUUCUUAACCAUUGACUCAAGCGGGAUCGAUACGUGAGUACCUUUGUCAUUUUGUUUAGGUCACGUUGAAUGGUUCUAGGCGAAAGAAUACAAAUGAACGUUAUUGAGCAACGUGAACUAAUUUAUAACAGUGUAAAUUGGAAAACGCUCUUGACGCUACCAGAGAGAACGCCGACCGUCUUAAGUUCGAGAGCCUGAGGCUGUUAAUUAGUUUCUUUUUUAAUGUGUAAUUCUUUGAUUGGAUAUCGCAUGGUGUUUUACAUAGUUUUUAUGCUGGUACAUCAUUUAUGUAGUUUUUUUCAAUUUCAGUACGCUAUAUACUCAAAAUCGUUCAUUUGUCUCCUGUAAGUUUUGGCUUUUAGUACGCAACUUUUUUCCACUAAAUUGAUAAAAAUCUGUUGCGUUGUUGCUUCAGUUUACGAUCUUUUAUUCUGAUGCAAUAAAUCGCCGAUAACCGUCAGCUUUGGUUUUCCGUGGGUUAUUUGUCUUUGGGAACAACCUGUAGAGUCACUCAUUAGUUGCGAAACGCCUAGGACUCGUUUCGUUUUGCUUCGUUUUGGAACUUGGCAGUCGUUGCAAACGCUAAAUCUGUUUCCUUUAAAAGCAACUUUAAAGUUUUUUAAUUCAUUAAGUUCGAUUGCAUUGAAAUAUCAAAAUGAACUAUAAUUGGAUAAUUUCACUUCCUCACCGCCGUCACACCUAAGAACCGAGGUUUGUCUUAAACCUUGACCGUUGGUCCUUCACCAGCCUUUUAACCCUUUACACCCUAACAUCAGUAGACAUAUUCUCCAUACUGUUCUCAAUACAUUUCCCAGGAUGCUGACAAGGAGAAUUUGUUUAACAAUCAGAGCUUCUAUCGUUUGUGAUUAUGUCCUUCUUUCUUGUGACCCUUAUGUGUGAAUUUGGGGCGAUAUUGUAAGGAGAAAUCAGAUGCUAAUCACUCUUACAUGCUAGUCACUCUAGUCUCUCUUGUUAAAGGUCCACAGAGAUAAUCACUUUUUCUUGACGAAGUAGAAUUUCGAAGCCAAUCAGUCACUUCUAAUCAUUCUAUCGCAGAUUUCAAGUUUAGUCAUCCAGGAGAUCACAAAUAUUCAACCUUGGCUUGUUUCCCAAUGAAAUGGGCUUUACCUUAUUUAAGUUACUUGGAAAUGAAUGACAUAAAUUGCUGGCCAAUAUUACAUCAACUAACUGAACAUAUGCAAAACAUUUUACAAAAAACCUGAAAUAUGAUUAUGAAGCGCUAUCUGGUUAUGCUAUCUAUUCCGUGCCGAGGAAAGCGCUCGUUAAGUGAAACAACCGCCUUAUUUUCUGAAAUAUGAACGCUCUGCUAACGCACUGGAGUUCCGUCAGGGUGAUAAAUGUUUAUGACACAUUAGGGCACGUGACUACCUUUCCAUGCAUCAUUUUCACUUGGAGUAGUAGGAAACGUUUGCUAUGUAUGUAGAUGCCAGCCUACAAAGUGAAGACCUGUAGAUAACUAGUAAGAAUAAGUCUAAUCAAAAGUAUUUAGUAAAUACUCUUGAAGUACACCAUGAGGAAUUGAAUGGGUUUCCGACAUUUUCCCAGUUACAUACACUCCAGACAUUGGACUUUUUCAUAUUCUUCCAUGUAUGAAGUCCACUUGUUUCCAGGAACUGAAACGUUUCGCACCAUUUGCAAGUUGACUUCCAUCUCAUGCUUCCCAAAAUGUUGUUAUAUUCACGAAGAGCAAUCCAAAUGAGUGCAUGUGAUUCAUUUAUUGGUAGUUUUCGAAGAGCUAAAACGUGAAGUUCUUCUAGUUGUCAACCUUUAUCAAUUUCGUCAGGCUAAGACUGCUGUGACCAUUGUGUUUUACAGCGAAAAUGAUCUCGAUAAUAUUCCUGGUUUGGCUGUUUACAGUUCAGCAUCGAAGCAGGGUAGGAAGGGGCAGAUCGCCUUGAAACUUUCCCUUAAAAUCCCGGCCAAAUACAAUUUAGAUAAUUGGAUUUUUCACACAAUUACCACAGGUCUAGAAGAGUGCCAGGAAUAGACGAUCGCGAGUAGGAGUUAAAGUAGAGGGAGAACGGUUGUAAGGUCCAAGCAUAACAUUAAUUUUAACUGAAAGCCAUAAUAAAGCGAAUAUAAGAGCAGCUAUGGGGAGCAUUUUAUGGAAAUUCUUUUUGGCUUUGAUCUCAACUUUUUAAUUGGCCGUAGUCACUUGCCCUGGAAUCCUUCGCAUCCAUAUUCUGUGGAUGAUAACGGUGUAAAGAAUGAUUAUUUCCAACAUUUAUGAACUGCGCUUGGCGCGAAAAAGCGAGAAGACAGGCAUAUUAUUGCUAUGUGCACAUCGAUAAAUUAUAAUUAAGCAGAUAAAAACAGCUUUUAGGACGAGGAAACUAUCGUAUUGCAGGCAAAAUAGCUCAAUAGUGGUUUAACUCCCUUACAUGGCUUGGCUCACAAUUUCGCAGGUCUUCAACCGUCAGAGGUGCAGAAAAUCAGGGAUUUCUUUUCGAAUAAGUAAAUAGUCAUACAAAGUGGAAAAAAAGAACACGAAUUGAAUAUGUGUAACUUACCAAAUACGCCAAACCCUAUUACAGCUAUUCUUUCGCCGCGGCAAACUAAUACUCUAACCUCAAAGUGGGCACGAUCCUCGUCCAAAUUGAGCUAUUUUUUCGGCGAAAACUACACUUUCGGCUUUUGCUGAAUUUUUCUUUAUGAUUUCUGUGCGGGAACGGGGUCUUUCCAUACUUGUGCUCAUUUUAAAGGCCACCCGAAGGGCCGGGAACCUUUUCAUCCAUUCCUAACUUCGACGCAGGACGUUUGGAAUUCAGACUGUGGGAAAUCCAAUAUCGCCUGAUACAGGAAAGGUGUGACAAAAACAUAAAACUCACCCUUACUGAGAAUGCAGCAUCAAAAACGUGUCAAGGAGCUUCAAAAUGGUCUGCAGAUGCCGGUCAGGUAUAUAUUUUGACUAACACGAUCUCUCAGUCGUAGACUUUAUCAGCCGCAAGAGAGUAUUAUAAGCUCUUGCAGCCGACAAUCCAGCCACCCGAAAGGAGUUUAUUCACAAGAUACUCCUCAUAUAUGAUUCUGACUUUAAAUCUCACUAAAGGUCGGUAACAAUUUUAUUGCUGUAUAGAAGAGAUCAAAAACAUUAGUGGCAAAAUGAAAAAGAGUAAUGUAGAAGUGAAUGCCGAUAUAAAUAAUGCGCUUCCCUUCUCCCCCAUACUGAGGAAUAGUGCCACCAAUUUAGAUUCGAUUCCUUAGUGUCCUCAUUCGAAAUCACACAAAUUAGCGGAUGGAACUGGUUGUUUUAACAGAAAUUACUUAAGUUUUUCACAGCGUGCCUUGAUCUUUCACUGAGUCCUGAGCAGUAGUGCUCUUAGUGACGAUGUCUAUUGCCCUUCCAUUUUCAAGUGGCUCUGGCGUCAGUCGUAAAACUUGUAUUCUUGUCGCUUGUUUUGUUUUGUCGAGAAGAAUAAAUAAAAUGAUAACCGCGGUGAAUGUACACUCGAAUGAUCCAACGAAUAAAAGAAAAUUUAGCUCGAGUUGAUCGCAAAAAUACAUAAUGCAUUGUAAUGGAACAGCAAAACUCGCGCGGUAGAAAACGGCAGCUAUUGCAAAGGAUGUAAGAUCUGCGCCACCAGAAAAGAUAUGGAACCAUCCGAGAAUUGCGAUUAAUAAAAACCAACAUGAUUGGAAUGAAUAGUUCUGGUCUUCGUUUAGUUGAAGCUUGAGUGGUUUGGCGAUGAGCGUAGGGAAUAUCAUCAAUACUACACCACCACUGAACUGUAAAAACCCGAUUAUUUGAACUACCAGAGAUGAUAACGCACGUUGGUUAAGUGACCAUGAAUUUUUCAAUGAGCCAAAUACCUCUUCGACCAAGGUCCUAGCCGAUGCAUGAGAAGUUUCUCUGAACCAAAUGCAAACUGUAAGCAUUGACAGAGUUGUGUCCAGUGUCAUGAAGAGUGUUGCGAAAUACAGAGGUACCAUGCCUCGAAGAAAUGACAUCAACAAGGCUGCAUUGACCAGGAAAAGUCUUUCGAAAACACUGCUUAACAUAGGCCCCUGCUUCCCAACGCAAGAACCAUUUCUAGCGACUAUGAUAUAACAGAAGCCGACAGCGAGUAGAUAAAUACCAGACAUCCUCAUAAAUCCUUCAUCUGUGUGGCUAAUUUCAAAAGCAAGAAUCGCGCUCCAAACUUUAGGAAAACACAGUAGAGAUAGUCCUCCACCUCCAUAUGCUACUAAAGAUGCCCAUUGGGUGAAUAAGGCUGUCUUCGUGAGCUUAUGGUCGGGCGAGAGCGAAAUCAUGGUCUUGAACCACGCAAACACCAUUUUAAUGGCACUCUAAGAAAAAAAGGAAUUUGAUAAGAAACGUAAUACAUCUAGGUUAAUUAGUUUGGUGCUUUGUCCUCUCAUGACUAAGAGUUAAAAUUACAUUAGUAAAAUCUCCCUGUUAAGAUUGUAAAACAAAAACGAGGUCGAAAGAUGUUCUGAAGUGGCCUAUUGCCCUUAUUGAUGUAAUGCCUUAGCUGUAUGGAGUUUAACGUAUUUUCUGGAUCAAAACUUUAAGAUAAAUUUAACUAAUUUUUCAAUUACUGCUUGGACAUGGUAAAAUUAUAUCAGCAAAGAUACAAAAAAAGUUACGCACGCGUAUUUGUUGAUUUCUUCUUGCGAUUAAAUUAUUCAGGACAAUAAUGACAGAAAAAUGAAUAAGUAAAGAUAAAACGAGGAGCUUAAAUACUGUGGGAACUUUGUUCCUUUAUUUACAGCUAUUCCACGGCCUUAUGUAUUCACUUUUCGUAAUGUACCUGAAAAAAUUACGCGCUUCUGAUUGGUUGAAAACGAGUACAUUCUCAUGGAACACGAGUGCAAAUUAUAAGUACCGCGCACGCUUUCAAAAUUUCGUCUGUCUUGACUUUCUGCGAUUUUGUGCGAUUCUGUGUAUUACUGCAAAAUACACUUGCCCUACGGGCUCUGCAAAUUUUGUCUUCGUCGAAAAAUUUGCUCGAGCUUAUUUACACCAAAUUGCACUAGUAAUAUGUCAUGGUCCGUGUUGGGAAAACCUGUGGCCGAGGUCUUGAGUACUCAAGACAGAGGAAACAGUUUUUCCCAAUGCGAACCUACCGAGGCUGAUGAAUAACAUUUUAAUUUUUUUUUAAAACUUCACGAAUUCCUGUCAAAAGAACCCGAAUAAUUUAGGACUGUAAUUACGGUACGAUCCUCCUUGAACUGUACAAUUUUGAGCUAGUAAAUGGCAGUUAAAACAGAAGUAAUUCAAAUUGAAAGAGAGACUUCACCAAAAAAAUUUUGUUAGUGUAGCGAUAAAGGUGAUUUAAAAUACUUCCAAACAAAUUUUGAAACAUUUUUUACAAGCAUCUGUCACAAAAAAAAAGCGCAUGUGUACUUUUGAAAAAAAAGAAAAAAACAAACUCAAGUUCAAUGACUGUCACGACAAUUUUUUUUUAAAAACCUUUUAACGAUCUUACGGAAAGUAAUAUUCAGUUCCAUCGAUGAUUAGUGUACGAAGAGUACUUCUGUAAAUUGCAAGGAAGUAAUUGUUUGUAAAUUCAAAUGUAUGUUUUGAGACACCUUAACUAGGCCCAAGGGGAAUUUAAAGCGGCUUUUUCUCGUUGAAUUCAUUCGGUUUUUGUUGUGCAAUUAACGGUACAAAUGGCCAAACUACCGAAAACGUAUUUGUCGUAGGACUGAAAACUUCGCUACAACGAAAAAAUUGUUUUAGAGAAUUCAGGUAUUACACGAAUGAAAGUUCCAUCGGUUAAUUCAACUGGAAACAAAUAUCUCACAGAUUUAACUUUCCGUUUUUAGGCCGCGCGUUAACCCAUUUAAUAAUGACACCUUUACUACCACAAACUCAUCUCGAAAACAAUUUUCUGCUGUCAACCAAAGUGAUUCGAGAGUGAGAAAAGAGACGAUUAAUAAGUCAUUAAUCGGCUUGAUUUGCGUAAAAAUAAUUUGCUUGAAAUGGCAACGAAGCUAGGGAUGUUCUCGGUGAACUACGAAAGCUUUACCGUGCCCGUGGGCAGAGAUAGGAAAAUCCGGAUCGCACUAAGAGCCAACCAGAUUGCAGGAUUCGUUACCGUGGCCACUGAGAAAAAGUCGCGCAUGAUUUCCACGUGGCCACAUAAAACAAAUAAAGAAUGAUUUAUUAAGCCUGAGUGUUCUUAGUAGGUUUUUUCUACUCUCUUUUGGAUAAUGAUACGCACACCUAAAACAUUUCCCUUUACCGAAAUCCAUUAAAAGUGUUCAAUUAUCACCGAACAGAAUAUUCCCUUAAAAUUACUCCACUGUAAAGCUCUCAAAAUCGAAUCAUCUGGUUCUUUGACAUAGUAGGUUUUCAACUAUCACGUCUUCUAUUAUAUUUCGAUGGGUCGAGAAAUUGUGGCAAGAAGACAGCGUUAAAGCGAUGAGCGGCUUAAAAAUUUCUUAAAGAUAGGCCAUUUUUUUAUUUACAUCGAAUUUUUCGUUUCGUUUUGUUCGAACAUGCACAAGGAAAACUAGACACUUUAGCAAAUUCAACCGAAACAGGGAUCUUCAAUGGAUCAUUACGUGAAAUACAACUCAUCAUAAGAUCUCUUUUAAGCCGUCUAGGACCCAUCCUUUAAAAUGAUGAUAAAAAGUGACGAUCGCAAGCAGGUAAAAUCUACUGAUAAGCAAUAAAAGAUAUGCCAGCGUGUCAGAAAUUUACUUACUGUUUCUUGAUACCAUCACCGUUUCACACGCGAGGUUAGGACUUAGGGUCUACUUAACAUAAAACAAUGAGGUAUUUUUGUUUUUUCGUUGUUUAUUUCCCCUCUGCAAUGUUGUUUCGUUGGUGGCAUGUUUGCUUUUUGUGGCCUCUUUAACUUCUUCUUUUAAAUAUUUACUUUGAAAUUGGUUACUGAUUAAUUUUUGUCCCACGAAUGACGUAUUCUUUCGCGUCCAGAAAUACUUUAAAAAAAUCGUUUUCAACGCAUAUGCAUACUGUUCUGGUUUAGAUAACCAUGUACAUUAAAGGCUAUCUUACCACUUUGAUCAUAAUGAAGCUCAAAUUCUCGUAAUUUACAUUGCAAAUUCUUUACAAUUCUUGUUACUCUGGUGAAAAGUUAGACAUCUAUAAGCAGGCUGUCGGUUUUAAAUAAACUCGAAAUUACACCGAGAAAAUUACAUUUUUAAAAUCAUACUCUAUGAAUUUAAUGGUAUAAUGUAACUUAUAUUUCUUUUCCACGGGAAACUCCAUUCUGGAACUUUCAGGGCUGGCUGCAGUUGGCUAUUGGUGUCUUGCCAAAGCUAUCCCACAUAUCACGUACAUCGUAAGACCUUGACUCUAACAUUUGCCUUUCUUAAAACACACUGUGUUCCCCACAAUGAUACAAGACGUGAUUUUGAACUUCAGUUCCCAAUCACUAUAUUCAUUGUUCACCUCUGAAAUUUUUUGGUUUACCAUUUCAGGUCUCACGGCGAAAUUAUUCUCAUCUUUAUCAAUUGCCGGCUGUUUCAAGUAAAUUGUACAAAAAUAAUAUUUCUUACCUUAGAUCAGAAAUGAAUGACACAAGAUUUGUUGUUUCUCGCUCGUAUAGCAAGGUUGGACAAAAAUGAUUUCCCACUUUUUCAAUUACAAUUUUGGAUUUGAAUGAUAUCACUGAUAGAAAAACAUGUAAAUUGAUGCGGCAUGUAAAUGCAACUAGAGAGAACAAGAAAGGUCCGCCGUCCUCACGUUUGAAGCGUAGUUUACUUUAAUACUCACUACAUUUAUCUCCCGCAAUGACAGCAAAUUAACUCAUCUGGGAAAAAGUAACAAAAGAAAAUCGACAAGCCUCGUAAAAGAGUAAAUAAGAGAAAGUACUUAUUUGCCUGACCACAUGUAAUGAGUAAUUUGCAUAUUGUAUUUUACAAAAAAAACAUAAGGUGUUUACAUUAAGACGUAUAGUACUUCAAAAAAAGGGAAAUUUUCACGACAUGGGAAAUAAAAACGUUAAAAGUGCUAAAAUCCGUGGAUAUUCCAAAGCUUUAAUAAAAAAGAUUUACGUUCGUGUCGCUUGGUAUGAUUAACAUGAUUUAGUGGUACGUUGACAAAAAAGUUCUUAUAGAGUUGACAAAUCUUUAGGAAAUGACAAAGACGAUAUCAUUAGAGAAAGGUGCAACGCAACGAAUACUUUGGUACGGCUGUAUUGGGGAGCAAAUGGAACAAGAUUAAUUACCAAAAAGUUAUGUCAGUUGUCAUUUCACGUUUUCUCGUACAAACCCUGUAUGAUCCUUGAUUGUUCAUGACGUUCUUACAAGUGAGUGACUUGAAAAAGUAAAAGACAUUUAUCAGAACGAUGAGUCGCAUCCUCCAGUUCAAAGUCUAUUUCAAAAGCGAUAUCAACGAAAAAUUUAGACAAAAUAAUGCUACUGACAAUGAAAAAGAUUUUAGACUCAUUUGAGUAAUUACCUCACUUAGUAAUCACCUGUACGUAGACCUGAAGAAAUUAUUUCAAACGUAAAAAAAAAGAAUAAAACAAGAUUUCUUUGUUACAAACGAAAUUAUUUUUUCGUUUAAAAAAAGGGAAAGGUAAGGUUAAUUCAGACUCAGAGAAAGUAAUCAAAAACGGCCUUGUUUAUAAACCAAUUUACCCUGACGAUAUCGUUAUACUGAUUCAGACGUGAAAGAUAUAAACGAUACGUUCAAAAUAAAUUAUUUCUUUUGUAUCUCUAUGAUGAAUUAAUUUAAAUUUCACUGGCCCAAUAGGUUUGCACGUGAAGGUUUAUUGUGAAAUUUUAAAAUUUGUCAGUCUUAGUUAGAAAUAAAGAUAACUAAAUUAUUGUGUAGAAGACAUCUGAGCAAGAAAGAUAGAAAUUUCCCAACACUCUUCAAGAUGAUAUCCAAAUGAUCUCUUGAUUAAGAAGGCGAAGAAGUCAAACGCCAUUUCUAAAAGUUUAAAUCAUAUUUAAAAAACUUCAUAGCCCUUACAUCGACAAUAAGUCACUUUAAAGUUCGAUUUUUGUUUAGUAAUGUAGCUUACAUUCAAUUACCGUUCGGCUAAGACCUUAAAAAACUGCGGGAAAAUGUAAAACCUUGCUUCAUGAGCGCUUUUGAUUGAAUGAAACAAUGAGAUUCGUUGUUAUGAUUAUCAACCUAUUUGACUGAUUAGAAUUUCAGAUGUAAAUAAAAUUAACAAAUGAAAAGCAGUGUAAAUUGACGUGGCAGGCAACCGAUGGCAACAUAGGAGAAUGUUUUCGGCCCUAAAAGGUUUGCUUUGAGUUUUGUUUCCUCUACAUAAUUCACUCAAGACAAAAAGUAAAAUAUUUGAUUUAAAACUUCAAGAGAAAACCGGGAGGUUUUUACAAAUAGUGCAGGGAAUAAAGAAUCAUGAAAGUCGAUAUCGUUUACGAGUUCCGAACUGGAGGAACGAUUUACAUAUUGGAUCUGUUUAUUACGGAGAGAAAAGAGGUUGUUUACAUAAAGAGACUAAAAACUACCUCUGGGAAAAUCUUCCGGGAAAUAAAAAGACGCUACAGGUCCAUAAUUCUUUACCUUUUUAAUGUAUUCAGCGUUAUUCAGCGUAACAUGUCCAGGUUAACUCGGAAAGAUCAGCGUAGAGGAGUAAAGGUAGAUUGUAUUUACGCAAGUUGAUAAGCCUUCCUUGAAAAGAUCGUUUUGUCGAAAAGUCAACUUCUUUGUCAAAAUUUUUCCUCGACAAGCGCACUCAUACCUGUAAUGUAAUUUUCGAAAAUGUCAAUUGUAGUCGUCGGUUCUCGAUGUUCUCAAAACACCUCUCUCAGUUGGCACGUAGGGAGGUAAACAAAAGCCAUGAAAGACCAUUAAAAUGAUAUUACAGAGGCAAUAAGCCACGAAUAAGUAUUAUUUUACUCCGUAUCUCUAACAAGUGAUUAUUGAUAUGAGUUUGUUAAUCAAAAUUCACAAACACAAGUGGGAACAAUAAAAAGUCUAUUUGCUUUUUUUUCUAAUCAUCCUAAACAGUUAGCAAAGCAAAGCAAAGUGACUUAAUAAAGCCAGAGAACGAAAAGGUUGCUGAGCAAGGCUGUUGAACGUGCGAUAAUGAAGAAAUUUAUGGUAACGCUUCUCUUAGCAAGUAUUUGGCUUACAGAUGCUGGUAAGUUUUUUGUAUUAAUGAUUACGUUAUUAGGGUACGUGAGGACUUUGGGAAGCCGAUCAUUGACCGUUAAAUUAAUUUUUGGGUUUGAAAUAAGCCAACAGUUCAACUGCGAUGGAAACAAAAGGAGUUCUAAUGUGCAUGUAUUGCAUGUAAUUCUGCAAAAUCUAAUGAUCUUCCCAUCCAAAACGAUGAUCGGGCUGAGAAUUUAAAUUCAAAACACUUAGUCUUGUAAGUCUCGUCUCGAUUUUAGAGGGAGGUUAAUACCUGAAAACAAAUUGGAAGGGAAACGAAAUAAAUUAAAAAACUUUCAAAGCUGGGUGUUUUCAGUGAACCAGUCAUUUUACAAUGAUCUGAUUUGAUGAGUUUGUUGGAUAUCCGCCAUGUGAUAUUUUCAUGAGAUCUCUAAAAGCAAAAUUCAAAUCUAUUUUUGUAAAUAGAAUAAGAGAGAAGGUGAGUUUUGAGCUCGGUAAAGAAAUAGAGAAAGAUGUUUUUCUUCUUGUCCCAAGCUCGUGACAAUACGUAAAACAUCUUUAUCUAAAUCCAUUUUUGCUCAUUAUUUCUUUGUUCCCAAUUCUUUAUUCAUUCACUCAAACUAUCAUUUCCAUAUCUUAUUUUCAUUUCUCAUCUAUCUAUCAUUUGUUGGCUUAUCUGCUUGACCAGGAGAAAACCAAGAUCGUCUGUCGUGUUUUGAUUGCCGUAGUUUCAACUCAUGGGAGGAAUGCGGUUCAAGAGAGGGUGAACAAAGAUGCCAGAAUGGACAAGAUCGUUGCGGAUUACUUUCAUUGGGCUCAUCAGUUCAUAAAAUAUACAUGAAAGGAUGCUUUAAAGACUCUGAUUGUAUAAAUUACCAGCAUCCAAACUGGUGUUCGAAAAAUGCGGCUGCUGACCCACACUGCUUUAGUGAAAUCAUUUGUUGUGAGCAUGAUUUCUGUAAUUAGGCAAAGAUUGAGGGAAAUCAAAUGUCUUCUAGACAAAAAAAACUUUUAUUUGCAGUAAUGCUUCAUUUCGAUGUGAACUGUAUUUGGCAUUAAAAUUUUCGAUUUUUGUUUGUGGAGACAUCUAUAUGUUGUUGAGGUAACCUUGUGUCUAACUUUUCCAAUCAUGUAAGGUCUUCAGAUCUUAGACCCCAUUGAAUGAUUGUGGUAACCGUUUAAAAAAAAUUGUAAAGCAUUUUUAAAAUGUUAUUUAUCAUGUGUUCAAAGCUUUGUAAACAUUAAGACAGACACAAUCACGAAAUACAAUUUCGCUUGAUUCCAUUCGAAACGAAUGUUAAGUUUAUAUUUGCCACUUGUAGUACGCAUCCAAUGUUAUCCAAUCUUACCUCGCUCAAUCCAACAGCU
Molecule: messenger RNA, 11501 nt
Organism: Pocillopora meandrina
Lineage: Eukaryota; Metazoa; Cnidaria; Anthozoa; Scleractinia; Pocilloporidae
Source: the annotation of a GenBank genome assembly